Molecule: messenger RNA, 2055 nt
Organism: Pipistrellus kuhlii (Kuhl's pipistrelle)
Lineage: Eukaryota; Metazoa; Chordata; Mammalia; Chiroptera; Vespertilionidae
Gene: GATA5
Product: GATA binding protein 5
Exons: 6
Coding region: 34-1242 (402 amino acids)
Biological process (GO): cardiac muscle tissue development; cell fate commitment; positive regulation of transcription by RNA polymerase II
Cellular component (GO): nucleus
Molecular function (GO): RNA polymerase II cis-regulatory region sequence-specific DNA binding; zinc ion binding; DNA-binding transcription factor activity, RNA polymerase II-specific
Source: RefSeq, a predicted model, not a curated record
CCUCUCCCCGCAGGUCCGGCCAGCUCCGGGAGGAUGUUCCAGAGCCUGGCCUUGGCCCCCAGCUCCGGUCAGGCCCCCUACGCGGACCCCGGCGCCUUCCUGCACGCGCCGGGCGCCGGCUCCCCGGUGUUCGUGCCGCCGGCGCGCGUCCCCUCCAUGCUGCCCUACCUGCCGGCGCGCGAGCCGGGCGCGCAGCCCUCCGCGCUGGCCGCACACCCCGGGUGGGCGCAGGCGGCCCCGGCGGCCCCGGUGGCCUUCGCCUCCGGCAGCCCGCGCACAACGGCCUCGCAGCCCGGGGCCGCCGCCUUCUCCUUCGCGCACGGCCCCCCGGCGCCGGGCUGCGGUGGCGCGGGCGGCAGGGACGGCGCCUACCCCGGCGCGCUGCAGGCCCGCGACCCGUACCCGGCCCCGCUCGGGCGACCCGUGGGCGCCGCGUACCCCGCCGCGUACCCGGCCUACGUGAGCCCCGAGGUGGCGCCGCCCUGGGCCUCCGGACCCUUCGAGGGCAGCGUCCUGCACAGCCUGCAGGGCCGCCCGGCCGGCCUUCCGGGCCGCAGAGCCGCCGUGGUGCCUGACUUCGUGGAGGAGUUCCCUGGCGAGGGUCGCGAGUGUGUCAACUGCGGGGCCCUGUCCACUCCGCUCUGGCGCCGGGACGGCACCGGGCACUACCUGUGCAACGCCUGCGGCCUCUACCACAAGAUGAACGGAGUCAACCGGCCGCUGGUGCGGCCCCAGAAGCGCCUGUCCUCCACCCGCCGGGCCGGCCUCUGCUGCACCAACUGCCACACGACCACCACCACCCUGUGGCGGCGCAGCGCGGAGGGCGAGCCCGUGUGCAACGCCUGCGGGCUCUACACCAAGCUGCACGGGGUGCCCCGGCCGCUGGCGAUGAAGAAGGAAAGCAUCCAGACUCGGAAGCGGAAGCCUAAGAAUGUUGCCAAGACCAAGGACUCCUCAGGGUGCCCAGGGAACGCCACUGCCUCCCGGCCAUCCUCCCUCCCCAUCCCUGAGAGCUCAGCGGCCACUUUGACACCCAAGCCCAGCCUGGCAUCCCCUACUUGCUCUGGGCCCUGUGUCGCCACCCAGGCCUCCAGCCAGGUGGACGGCCCCCUGGCCUCCAGUCACUUGGAGUUCAAAUUCGAGCCUGAGGACUUCCCCCUCCCCUCCAUGGCCCUGGGCUCCCAGGCCGGCCUGGGAGGGGCCCUGCACCAGGAGGCCUGGUGUGCACUGGCCUUGGCCUAGAUUCCCAGUCACCCACCAGACCCACCUCGUGACCUGCGUUGCUCCAGCACAAGGGACAGCCCACCGGCCACCCGCCAGGCCACCCGCAGGAGAGACAGCAGCCAGCAGGACCUCGAGGGGCUGGGCAGGUGGCGGAGAAGCCUGGGCAGAUGGCAGUCAGGCCCCGGAGUGGAGAGAAGGCCUUGGGGACAGAGGCUCGUGCCCCCCACAAUAAGGGACCCCCAAGCUGCACGAGGCUCCACACCACUCUGACCAGGGGUGUCUACCGCCAACCUGAAUUCUGUUGUCAACACUCGCCACCUCCAUGUUCACAGGUGAUAGCUGUUGGGAAAAACUCAACCUUUUGUUGUGAAACCAGGAUCACAGAUGGAACGGCCAAGGCCAGGAAGUCGCCCCUCCUCCGAGCGGAGGACUGCCAGGGGCAGGUGUGCAGCCCGUGCACGUGCCACCUUCCUUCCCCCUCCCCACACCGGGGAAGCCCUGCCCCUCCCAGUCCAGCAAAGACCUUGUUCUGCGUGAACCUGUGUGUGAGCAUCUCUGACGGGCAGAGUGCAGGACCUGAGCCCGUUCCCACCCAUGGGCUGCUGGUGGGAGGAGCGCCAUCCGGGCUGGCCUGCCGUCCCCUGGCCAUAUCACUCCCUUUCUCCUGCAAAGCCCUUCGCAGGCGGGGGGUGAAGUUGGUCCUGCCAGCUGGACACAGCUCUGCCCACAGCUGAUGGGGCACGCCCUGCCGAGGACCCCGGCACUUGUGCCCAGAAGCUACUUGAACCAACAAGGCCUCUGAGUUUUUCAGGGAAGCCAGAACUGGAAUUU